Cladocopium goreaui is the source of this 2172-nucleotide messenger RNA. NCBI's taxonomy places the organism in Eukaryota, Dinophyceae, Suessiales, Symbiodiniaceae. The record is from the annotation of a GenBank genome assembly.
AUGCCAGUGAAUUUGGACAGUGAAGAAUCUCUGGCUGGUGAAUUUGAGACCUUUUCCCCGGAUGGGAUUGAGGGACAGAUGGAUGGCGGUCGGAGCAGUGCCAUGGAACAGCUUUUUGGUCACCCUUCUGAUGACACUUUUUUGAAUCCUAUGAGGGGGCCUGCGUUUGAAGCCACAGGUCCUCAUGACACAGGUUUGGGCAAGGUGAACUUUGUCGACGCUGGCACAGGUGAAUCAAGCACAGGUGGUGCAUUUUCUCAUGUCGGGAAAACAGCACCGGAUGCCGUUGUGUCAGAAGCAAUUCGUUUGACAAACAAGAAGGCCGUCCUUUUCCCAUGGGAAAGAGGGCGCAUGGCCAGGAUCUUCGGAGACCAAGGGCGUCUUGAGCCAAAGCUGCCUCGUUUACAUGCCAGCAGCAACAGUUUUGUUCGUGUCGACGUUGAAGUGAGAGAAGGGUUGCAGUGUUCCACAGCAAUAGGUGUGCGCCCAACUCGUACAGAUGAUGCUCUCUACUCCAGCGUGGUGAAGCAGGUGGUUGGCGGUUCAUAUCUGGAGGAAAGAGAUGAGAAAAGAGAGUUGGCCGUUCGAGCCUGGUGGGAUCUCUUGCGGCUGGACAUGACCUGCAGUGACCCCGGCAGGAUUGCUCUGCAAGAGACUGGGAUCCUUGACAUGUGCAGAAGCGGGAUGGAGACUCUUGACGCUUCACUAGGGGUCAAGAGCCCGAAUACGGUCAUGAAACGCCUCUAUGCCGUGAAGACCUUCAACACUUGGGUGAUCCGGCAGUCCAGCAAGCAUUGGCUCCCGGUUGAAGAGGGAGCUGUAUGGUCUUACUUCAAGGCCCUGAAGUUGGAGAAAGCCCCAGCGACAAGGGCCACAUCUUUGCUGGAGGCUUUGCGAUUUUGCUUCUUUGUCUUCAGGGUGGAUGGAUGUGAAGAGACCUUGUCAAGCCUUCGUUCGUGGGCUGGCAGCACAGCUGUAUGCAACCAAGAGACCAUGGAGGCCAUGUUGGAAGAAAGACGCAGCUUGAUCGACAGGGUCUUUAUUGGCCACCUGAUCCACAUGGUCUAUGCACGUGCGAGGUUUUCAGAUCUUCUGGCCGCCGUGAACUGUGAGCUGGACGAGGAGAACAUGUUUUUGGAGCUGCAAGCAUCUGUGCACAAGGGAUCGAGGACAGCAGUGACCAAAGCCAUGCUGCUGCCAGUUGUGGCUCCUGCGCAUGGCAUUGUGAAUGGUUGCUGGGCGGCUGACUAUUUGGCCUUGAGAGAAAAGGCCGGGCUCACAUUGCCUGGCAGGGCCCCUGAGCCGAUGUUGCCAGCUCCUGUCAAAGGCGGCAUUGGCUGGCAGAGAAGGUUUUUGACAUCGCAGGAGAUGAAUGCCUUCAUGCAGCGGCUUUUUGAAGAUGGUGGCAUUGAUGUGAGCAGCAGACGCCUCUCGACCCACUCGUGCAAAGCAACGUGCAUCUCAUGGUGUGCCAAGCACGAUGUCAGCCCGGAACACCGUGAGAUCCUGGCAAGGCACAGCAAAGCCUCGCAGGGUCCAACGGCGCUGUACUCAAGAGAUUUGAUCACAGCGGCGCUGCGCAGCCUAGUGGCGGUGAUCGAGGCCAUCAAGAAGCAGCACUUCUUCCCUGACAGGUCACGCUCCGGCAUGAUCACACCAGUGCCCGUGCCUGGUGUGCCAGUGGCUGCCACUCCGUUGCCAGCAACUCCAUUGCCAGCUGCCGUUCCUGAGCAAGCAGAUCAGGUCGCAGGCACGGUGGUUCACGAGACGGCGAGUGUGGUGCCAUCGCCCGAGAGCCCCCUGAUGGAGUCGCCUGGUUCUUGGAACACGGUGGAGUGGCCCGAGCAGGAGUUGCAAGAUGAUGCAUCGAGGGCCCCUGAACCGCCCAACCUGCUGGCAGAUUGGCAGGACAAUUCGAGUGACUCGAGCUAUGGCUCGGACAGUGACAGUGACGUCGAAGUGACCUGGGAUCAGGGUUCCUCUGCAGGUGCACCCUCACAUGCAUCUGCCUAUGCCUGUGUGAAGUGGUUUAUCAAUGGGAAAACCCUUGUCAUUCACGAGCGACGCAACGAGACGUUGUUCAAGUGUGGAAGGGUCAUUGGUGACUCUUAUUUUCCAAUCGCCAGGUUGACUGGCUUGAGGUGCGGCAAGUGUUUUGCCGAUGUCCUGUGA